ACGAAUGGAAGGGGAGUGACGUCAUUCGAGUAAUGGUCGCCAUUUGGUGAAUACGUCAAAACACUUGCUAAUGUAAUUUACUUCCUUCUCGGGCGUAUCUUGCAAGUUUUCUAGGUGCUGUCGUCUUCAAUAAGUCAGAGGGCGAAGAAGAGGUUUUCAAGAUGAUACGAAUAAAAGACGACAGGCGAGAAGAUUGGAUAUGUUUCUUCUGCUGCCAUGUGCGGACAGCAACUAUUUCCAUCGGAAUUUGGCAGCUGAUGCUGCAGGUUCUCUCCCUUGUCACAAUGGCUGUGAUGGUCAGCCACCCUGAAUUGGUCGACAAUAGCAAAUCCAUAACUGUUGCGCCUGCCGAUGACGAUUCUCUUGAGACUCCUCUGCCUACGCCACUCUCAAGGACACCACCCUACUCUCGAGACCCCAACAUGAACACUCAAAUCAAUCUGAUUGCCGUCGCUAGCACCAUUGCCUUGAUUUAUGGUGCCGCCAAAGGUCGUCCGUUUUACCUUCUGCCUUACUUCUGCUUGAAAGUUUUUGAUUUCUGUCUGGCUGUGGUGAUUGCAAUUAGCUACUUGUGCGCACUUCCCUCACUGACCGCACUCGCAAGACAAGCUGAGGAACAGGGCAACGAACUGGUCAAGAAACAACUUCACAACAUGAACCCCUCUGCUCUUGGAUUUGUCACCAUUCUGGCUCUGGUUGCUGCACUCUACAUUAAGCUUUAUCUGUUGAGUGUGAUUUGGCGUUGCUACCGCUACCUGACGUUACGUCGCAUGUCAGGCCGCGCCACUGUCAGUGUGCUUGGAGCUGCUGGACUUGCCGAACUGGGACCUGACUACGACCUGCACCCUGCUGCUGCUGCAGCCGUUGCAGCUUCAGUUGCUUCAACUUCUAAUGGUGGAAAUGCCAAUAUGGCUGCUGCAGCCAAUGUGGCUCUCCUUAAUCCUCCAGAGUACUCCAAAAUUGUAAAGGAACCGCCUCCGAUGAUGCCCCCAAGGCCGGAAACACCUCCUCCGCCCUACAGUUCCACUCUCAAUCUCAACCAGGCUGCCACUGCUGCCCCUGCUCCAACUCCCGCUACCCCUGCUGCCCAGCAGUAGAGGAUUUUGUGGUUGUCAGAAAAUUUCCUCUCUGAAGUUUUACUAUGAUUUUUAAAUGAUUGUUGUCGGUUGAUUGAUUGCUAUUCCUGGAAUCUGCAUUUUCGGUCGGCGUGGGAUAAAUGCCAUCCGAUCUUGCAACGUUUUUAGUAAUUUUUAAAGUUUGUGAUAAUUUUUAUUUAAGUUGGCUCUGCGAUAAUUUCACUUGAAAUGUAUAUUGUGUUGAUUUUAUAAGAUAUAUGUAUUAUUAUACCAUGUCAGAGCUGAGCUUCGAUAACAGAAGAGUCAUUGAUGUCUAAGGUUUCUGCGUGAAAAAUUUCUAAUGUUGCUUAUAAUAUGAAUAGAAAACAAAAUUAAUGUCAUGUAUCUACUAAAAACCUUACAAGUAUGGAAAUUAUUAUAUAGAUAUUUUAUUUCACUCAAGAUGACUUACAUAAAUGUUGUUCAAAAGAUGACAAAAUAUUUGCAGAUAAUUAAAGAUGUGUAUUUAAAUUUAAAUUAUCUACUAUAAAAAAGGAAACCAUAUUUUUGGUCAGGUCAAACCUUGCAAAAAACAAAAUUAGUGUUUGCAUGACUGGUGUGUGAGACUGCAGCGCAAAAGGCUAAUCUAAGCAUCUACUUUUAAAAGAAAAAAGUGAGGCAGAAUAUUAAAUUAUUGUCUACAUUGGAUUAUGAUUCAACUAAUAAAAUUCAUUCGGUG
This is a messenger RNA of Neocloeon triangulifer, 1794 nucleotides long. RefSeq names its product lysosomal-associated transmembrane protein 4B. The transcript has 6 exons. The coding region runs from base 162 to 1097 and encodes 311 amino acids. The record is from RefSeq and is a predicted model, not a curated record. Gene Ontology annotation, cellular component: lysosomal membrane. Lineage: Eukaryota; Metazoa; Arthropoda; Insecta; Ephemeroptera; Baetidae.